CAUUCUAACUGUUUUAAGUCAUUAAAAUGCCCUUGAGUUUGGCGUCCAAAUACAUCUCCCCAAGCGUGGGUGACGUGUUUCAUGUAACUCAAUAUGUAUACACGUACGUGGCUUGAUACUCGAAUAGCACCCUCGGUUAGAUUACUGGCAUGCUGAGAGUCGUUUGUAAUCUGGCCCUUCCUCAGCGUCACACAUGCUGACGGACUUAGGGACAGCGAUCCCUUCGAGACACGAGCGAACCAGCAGUGGACCUGGAUUCAGGCCCAGGCCUCAGUGGGAUCUGUGUCCAUUGACAGGUCUGAGAAUAGAGACCAGGAUGACUGGAAUAGUUUCCACAAUGACGGGCUGUGCUGCAUCUACCUACAGUUGACCUGUAUAUACUUUUAUCGCCAUGUCAGCACUGAUACGACAGAUUUGAGGUGACAAUACAAAGACAUAACUUCACAUAAAUCUUUACAGCUAGAACAUACUGGUGUGAUAACAAGUUUUUGCACUGACACUCAAAUUCUGAAUAAUGCUACAAAUAAAGCACAGAAAUAAAAAAUAAUAAUAAUUUUAAAAAAGGGUCCGUUGCUGCACAUUAUCUAUAAUCCUCGUUAGAUGCAGGUCUACAACAACUUUAGCAGAACACAAAAACACAAUAAUCAGCUGAUUGGUCGGGAGAGUGAAGAGGGUGGAGUAUACAACAUGGCAUAUUAACUGAGGUAGUAUAAAUAGGACAUUGUGCCAGAAUCCCAUUUGGCCAAAGGGGCGGCUGAGACUAAAACGUGCUGCUCAUGUGGGUUUGAAAACAAAAACUUUGAGGAUAAUAUUCCCGUCACUCAGCAGCAGACUACCAACAUGGAGAUCUCCAGUACAACUGUCCUGCCAGUGGUUGGCCUCGGGUCAAUGGCCCAUUCAGCUGGACUUGUGGAGCUUGCUGUCAGGCUGUGCUUGAACCAACGCAAACAACUGUGUCCUCACGUGUGGGUUCCCAUUCUGAAGCCACAGCGUCCUUGCAUCCGUCCUCAGGUUUCUGAUCAGCUCCCCUCUGAUAUCUUGAGUCAACUUUCUUGGGAUUUUUUGGAUGACUUGGACGAUGAGGUUUUGAUCCCAGUCAAGAACAGACGUGUGGUUUUCGCUGACUCAAGAGGACUGUCUCUAACAGCUGUGCGAGAGUUUUCUGAUGAAGAGGAGCAGUCUGACCUCGACCUGCUGCCAUCGCUGCAGGGUUUGGGAAGCAUGACAGAGGACGGCUACAGCUGCACCGUCAGCACCUGCUGCCCAGGAACACGGCUCAAACUGGGUUUCCCGCAACCCUCUGCAGAUUUCCAGGCCUUCCGUGCCAAGCUGGCAGAGAGCAUGGUUAUCCUGGAGAACUGCAGCGUUACUGAGCACUCCCUCCAAGGUACUGUCCGAGUCAGGAACGUCAGCUUCCAGAAGGAUGUGCGUGUGCGCAUAACCUUUGACUCGUGGCAGAGCUACAAAGACGCGCCCUGCAUGUACCUGCAGAAACGCUUCGGAGGACCACAGACGGACAUCUUUGAGUUUGAACUUGCCAUUCCUAAAGUGCUAGAUGCCAAAAGGAAGAUAGAAUUCUGUUUAAGUUAUUUACCAGGAGGGCAGAGCGAACGUUUCUGGGACAAUAACAACGGACAGAAUUACAGCAUUGCUGUGUGUGUGAGCUCACAUCUCUGUUGCGGGAAGAAUCGAAGUGAUAGGGCAUGACUUGUCCAGCCUAGAAAGGAUCCCUGAUUUUGUCAUACAUAGUACAUCGGUCCUACGUAAAGAUGAGGUGGAUAUUUUUUUUUUUUUUAUUACAUUUGCAUUAUUUCCACUCUGAAUUGGUAUGUAUAUUUCCAUAAAUGUUUAGACAUUUCAGUACCUGCUUUGUAUAUAAAAAAACAACAACUUUAAAACAG
Molecule: messenger RNA, 1901 nt
Organism: Seriola aureovittata
Lineage: Eukaryota; Metazoa; Chordata; Actinopteri; Carangiformes; Carangidae
Gene: ppp1r3c2b
Product: protein phosphatase 1 regulatory subunit 3C2, duplicate b
Exons: 3
Coding region: 841-1707 (288 amino acids)
Biological process (GO): regulation of glycogen biosynthetic process
Cellular component (GO): protein phosphatase type 1 complex
Molecular function (GO): glycogen binding; protein phosphatase 1 binding
Source: RefSeq, a predicted model, not a curated record